Molecule: messenger RNA, 781 nt
Organism: Capsicum annuum
Lineage: Eukaryota; Viridiplantae; Streptophyta; Magnoliopsida; Solanales; Solanaceae
Product: ATP-dependent DNA helicase PIF1-like
Exons: 1
Coding region: 158-781 (207 amino acids)
Molecular function (GO): helicase activity; ATP binding
Source: RefSeq, a predicted model, not a curated record
UGGCAUUGAAAAAGUUCCUAUACCAAAGGAUCUUCUAAUAAAUGAGUGUAUUGAUCCAAUAACUGCUAUUGUCGAAAGUACGUAUCCAGAUUUCAUUAGUCGCUGUAAUGAUAUAGGAUACCUACAAAAAAGAGCCAUUCUUGCUCCAACUCUUGAUAUGGUGGAAUCAAUCAAUCAAUAUAUGAUUUCUCUCAAUCAAAAUCCUGAGAAAUCAUAUUUGAGUUCCUAUAAAAUUUGUGGCUCUGACCAAACUUAUUCAGCUUUGGAACAUGUACACACACCAGAAUUUUUAAAUACUAUUAAAUGUUCUGGUAUUCCAAAUCAUGCUAUCACUUUAAAGGUUGGGGUUCCAGUGAUGUUAUUAAGAAAUAUUGAUCAGACAGCAGGAUUGUGUAAUAGAACGAGGUUGAUUGUAACUAGACUUGGAAAUCAAGUUAUUGAAGCAAAGGUCUUAUCUGGACAGAUGACUGGACAAAGAGUAUUUAUUCCAAGAAUGAUCUUAACAUUAUCUGAUGCUAGAAUUCCAUUUAAGUUUCAAAGAAGACAAUUUCCAAUUACUGUAUCUUUUGCUAUGACAAUCAAUAAGAGUCAAGGACAAUCUCUAUCUCACGUUGGAUUAUUUUUUAAGAAACAAGUACUUACACACGGACAACUGUAUGUUGCACUUUCCAAGGUGACAAGUAGAAAGGGAUUAAAAAUACUGAUUUAUGAUGAUGAUGGGCAGAUAACUGACAAAGCUACAAAUGUAGUACAUAAAGAAGUUUUUCAAAAUUUAAUCUGA